AAGUGUUUCGUUGUUUAUGUAAGGUUAUGUUAGGUUAUCUGUUAUGAAAAUUUAAAAAAUGAGCAGAAAUUUUCUUGUUUUAAAGUCUGUAUGUUUACAUUUUAAUUCCAAUUUUCAUACAUCAUGCUGUUAUCAAGUUGCUCCUCGACAAGCCGGAAACUUUAUGAAAAAAGUUAUGGGAGCUAUAAAAAAAAAAAAAGCAUAUUUUAAGGAAGAGGCCCCUAAUAUUACAGAUGCAUUUUCCAAGCCUUCGACAGGACAUAUUUCUACAAAUCCAAGAAGAGUAACAGUUUUAAACAAAUUGUUUAUGAGAAACAUUACUGACUUAAUGUCUACUGAAUUAUAUUCUUCCCAAUUACUUGGUUUGGGCGUAGAAAUCAAUAAAGUAAAAAUUAGUACAGAUUAUAAAAUUUUGAAAGUUUACUGGACUUCAGCAAAUAUUCAUCAGGAAACGGCAGAGGAGAUAUUAUUGAAAAACGCAGGGUUAUUAAGACAUGCAUUAUCUCAGUUGCGUUUAAUGGGAAAUGUCCCAAUAAUUCAGUUUGUAAAAGACAAGCAUUAUGAUAAAAUUCAUGAAUUAAACAAAAGACUGGCCAUUGCUGAUUAUGGAGAAGAUGGUCCAAGCAAUACAGACCCAGUAGCUCAUCUCAUUUCUGAGUUUCAACUCUCAAUGCCAAUUGAUGAUAAAUUGAAGGAACAACUUGUAAAAUUAGAGGAACAAAAUCCAUAUGAAGUGAAAGACCUGCAAUUACCUGCUAUGACCCACUGUGUUUUUAAUUUAGAUCAUGAGGAUAUUAUGAAUAGGGUAAAGAAAAAUAAUAGAAAGACAAGAAAUGCUGAUUCCUCCAGUAGAUCAGUGGAUGAAAGUUGGGCUAGUUUCAAAUUAAAUCAAUAUUCAAAUACAGAUCCAGUUGUAUUAGGAAAUGCAAAGUUGCAGAGGGAAGCUUUUAAUAAAUUUCUACAUCAGCGAAAUAUAAUGCAGAAAAAGUUAAAAGAAUCAAGGUAUGCUGAUGCAGAUACAGAUUUUAUUCGAGAAGAUAUCAAAUUUAAUAAUAGGUAUUUGGAACCAAAUGAUGUUGAUGAUGAUUAUAUAAUAGAAGAUACGGAAGACAGGAAACUAAAUGAUUUAUAUAAUUAAAAACUGAUCGAAUAAUAAAACACUUAUUGAAUUUUA
This is a messenger RNA of Diabrotica virgifera virgifera (western corn rootworm), 1174 nucleotides long. RefSeq lists its product as uncharacterized. NCBI's taxonomy places the organism in Eukaryota, Metazoa, Arthropoda, Insecta, Coleoptera, Chrysomelidae. The transcript has 6 exons. Gene Ontology annotation, biological process: rRNA processing. Bases 59 to 1138 code for a protein of 359 amino acids. The record is from RefSeq and is a predicted model, not a curated record.